AUGUCUUACCAAGAGCAACAGUGCAAGCAGCCCUGCCAACCACCUCCUGUGUUCAUACCUAAGUGCCCACAGCCUUGUCCACCACCAAGCUGUCCACAGCCCUGCCCUCCACCAAGCUGCCCACAACCUUGUCCUCCGAUGAGCUGUCCAGAACCCUGCCCUCCACCACAGUGCCCUGAGCCAUGUCCACCUGGUCCCUACCCACCUGUGCAAUGCCCUCCUCCAAUAUGCCAGCAGAAGUAUCCACCCAAGAGCAAGUAA
Castor canadensis (American beaver) is the source of this 261-nucleotide messenger RNA. NCBI's taxonomy places the organism in Eukaryota, Metazoa, Chordata, Mammalia, Rodentia, Castoridae. The record is from RefSeq and is a predicted model, not a curated record.